AUGGCUUACACUCGCGCAGGUCACCACGACCUAAACGCAUUGGGCAAUCCUAAUGGCCACACGCAAGGGCAACCUGCGCCUGGUCAGCACGCAUACAGUCAGCAUCCCGAGUAUCAGGUCCAGCAUGCAUCAAUCGCUGGACAAGGUGGAUGGGGUAGCAGCCAGCAUCAGCUCAGCGACCCCGCUCAGACUGUCGCUCAUAGUGGAGUCACCAUGUCCGGACAACCAGCAGCACAAAUGCAAGAUGGUGGUGUGGUCCUGAUGGAUUCUUUUGGCAACCAGACCGGCUACUGGCCCCCUCCUCAAGCACCGAGGCUGACCGCGGCUGCUCCACGAGGCGGUGCGCGCAACAUGUGGAGCGCUGCCUGGCAGAAUCAUCCCUCGAACAGUGCUUACUUGCCCCAGCAGCGUCGGACACCGUGGGCUGCCGAUUCGUGGAAUCAAAUGCACACAACGACCCAUCCCAGUACGGCAGGGUACUACCAGAAUCAAGGCGCUCAGUACCAGCAUCAAUCUCUACUUCACGAACAGCUUCGAAAGCUGCAACAGGAUGCUGACGCCCAGCUGCCCCAGCAGCAGUCGUCCCAUCUACCGCUUUCUGAGGCCUGGUCGCAAGCGCCCCACAACGUAGCCAAUCCCGCUUAUUCUCAUAUGCUCUCACAAAACCAACACCAGAUACCCGCGGCUCACCAGUCCUAUCCGACACAAUCUCGGAUCGCACCACAGAGCGCUCAUCACCCAUCCGUUGACGUCCAUCUGAAUAGCCUGACGCAGCCUCAGCAUCUGCCUUACCACUACUCGGCGGAUGGCAAUGCGUAUCCUGCGGGACACGCCCAAUCUCAUACAGCCCUGCAACCUGCGGCCAUGGGCCACACUACCUCGACAUAUCCUGUGUCACAACAUGCUCCAGCUUACCAAUCGCAAUGGCCAUUAGCAGACGCGCAGAUUUCAGGACCGCAGUCAUAUGCGCGCCCUGAUGCUGAUGGGUUCGGCACAGCCUACCAGCCCCAGCCAUCGUCGCAUCAAGGUACGAUGUCCAUGGAGCAGCUAAGCGCCAUGGGCCCAUCCACAUGGAAUCGACCUGCUCCGCCAAAUUGGCAGGUGCAGCCUGAGCAUGCGAGUCAAGCUCACUUCCCGCCUAGGCCCCAUGACUGGAAUGGCACGGCUCCCACAGACCCAAGGCGAGGUAGUGACCAACAAGUCAUGAACGUGCCUGCGCCACCUCCUUCAGCCGAACAGGAGCGAAUUGCUCCGCCCGCAGACGGUCCCGCUCCGCCCUCUCCCGCCACGCUGGAUAAGUCAGCUUGCCCACUGUCUGCCAUGGGCGCCGAGAUCAUUUGGGGAGCGAGUGCGGCACUCUUCGAUCCUGUAUUGAUCUCUACCCAGUACGAGUUGCCGCAGCAGCGAGGGCGCGCAACAAGCUCCGCGCAAAGCAGUCCUCUGCUUGCAACGCCGCAGAUGUCGCCAAAUCUCUCAUCCUUCGCAUCUUGGACCAAAGCGGAGGCUACCAGCGGGCCAGCGCUAAAGGCCGCAGCGACGCAUGAGCUAAGCAAAUCGCCUCAGCACCGCAGUUGGAACACAGGACUAACAGGGGAGCUCAACACAGCGCCAGUCAGCUUGCUCCAUCGUUUGGCUGUGGAAGGCGCUGGUGCUGCCAGUGCUGCACUUGCUGCGAGUCAGAAGCCUGGCGUUUAUCACCGCGAGAGUGGUGACAGCUCGACAGGAAGCAAUUCCAGCACCAGCGAGCCAGGAACGCCGCCAUCCAUCGACGAGUCCGACCUUGGCAUUCGAGCUUCGCCCAAAAGUCGAAUGGACAUGUCUGUUGGGGCAGAUGAAAGAGCUGCUCCACCUUCCUCCGAAGAAUCUCUGAAUGCCGGCGCCGCAAAUACGAAGACAGGCUCGUCUGCUACGCCUUCCAUGCGGCAACAAGGAGAUAGAUCGAAGCAAGCGAUCCUUGCGGUUUUAGGCUUGGUUUCUCCGUAUUGGAAGUGGAGCGUCAAUGACGAUAAGCUUUCCUCGGUCAUUACCGCCAAUGUAUCCUCCAGGACCGGGACCAGGGACGGCUCACCCACUGCAGUGCCCAUGACAGCCACGCGCACUCGUCGCAGCUCCAGCACAUACAGCUCUCGUCACGCCGGGCAUUCCGGAGCCAUGCCUGGCGCUGACGUGAGUCCAGCAUUUCGACGCUUUUGCCAGCAAGUCUUGGCACAGACGCUCCUCAGUCCAACCGCUUUCCUGCUCGCCAUCCUGUACGCGGUGCGCGUCCCGUAUCUGUUCAGGACGAGCGACGCUUUGCUCUGCGACGAAGGUCGCGAAAUUUUUGCCAACCCACCUUCCGCUGCGCCCUUCAAGCUGUUCACCUUGGGGUUGAUGUUAUCCAACAGUGAGUGAAAAUGGAAGCGCGUGUAUCCGCGGCCGCUGACCACGUUUCGGCUCCCACUACAGAAGUCAUCGAGGACAACACCUUCCUGAACAAGACCUGGUGUGAUGUUACUGGGAUUCCGCUCGCUGAGUUGAACCGCAUGGAGAGCGUCUAUCUGUCCAAAUGCGGCUAUGAAGUAGCGGUGCCCCACACGGUGUGGGUGGCUUACCUGAGGCGGAUACGCGCCAGGGAAGAACAGAAGCUCAACGUGCUGCCCUUCCUUGGAGCUCGUCGUCUGUCGCGUGGACGGAUGUCGGCUGGCAGUCCUGCGGGCCAGGACCAAGUUCUGUUGUCGCCUUCGGGUGGUGCAAGUACUCUUGAAUCUUCGAGACGCUUCCUGGUUGCGAUCGAGGAUUGUCUUGGUGCCCUCGGUGAACUGCACGAGGCGCCCGUGGAGGAGCCUGGGAUGAUGGACGUCACACAUCCAGCCGACGAUAGCUCAGACGACAGGACUCCCCGGGACGGGCCUUCGGCUUCUUCGGACAGCUGGUUCACGACAAGAUACGGCAUAGACUCACGAACCGAAGCUGGGCGUAUGCAGCGCCCCGUAGCUGCUCUGCAAGCUGCUCAUCAGCACUGCCGCUCUGCUCCAGCAGCUGCUCUUCAUUUCCGAUCUCCUUCGCAAAUCAGCCCAACGACUACUUCCCACGACUUCGAUGACGUCUUUGAUGAUGACUGCUCGCCGAUUCGCCCGCGCAACGCAUCUUCGCGGGGUGCGUUGACGAGCACGAAAGUUGCGCAUCCGUUGGCACACGCUGCUCGACCAAGUCUGGAUGUAAAUCUGACUAGAUCGCAUUCGGAUUGGUCUGAUGGGCUCGCUAGCUUUGCCAGAGUUGCUCCGGCGCACCUGACCAUGGGCCCUAAUCAGCAAGACCAAGGCGCCAUUUCUCAAAUCACCUCCCAUGCAGAGGCUCCUUUGGCACCUGGCAUUUUGCUCGCGAUGCUCAAUCAGUUGUAG
Ceraceosorus bombacis is the source of this 3380-nucleotide messenger RNA. Lineage: Eukaryota; Fungi; Basidiomycota; Exobasidiomycetes; Ceraceosorales; Ceraceosoraceae. The record is from the annotation of a GenBank genome assembly.